UAUUUACCAUAGUGUUCAUAGAAGAGUUUAGCCAUCAUCAUUCACCAAGUUGAAUUCGCUCAGCUCUUUUUCCAUCAGAAACGAGCACUGAACUCAAAUAGCUGGGGUUGCUCUUUGCCGGCGAUCACAUCUCUCACAGUCACGCUUCCUCUUUCACUCACUCAAUUUUUCUUUCCUUCAAUCUCAACCUUCAUUUUCGUUUUCUUCUUCCAAUCAAGUCCUUCAAUUUCGAUUUUCGGUGAUUUUUUUUUCUCAAUGACAAUUUUUGUUGUUGAGUGAAUGUGGCUCUCCCUCUGUGUUAUUUAUGUGUUGAAAAGCGUAGAUUUCAAGUAUUGACUUAGGAUGAAUGAAUUUUUGCACUUCAUGUGUUUGAUAAUUGUCCUAAGUGGCGUUAUGUGAAUCUUUGCCUGUGUAGACUGAUUUUUUUGUAAUCUUGUGCGGCUGUGAAGAGAAAAGGAGAUUUUUUUAUUUAACAAAGCUCUAAAUUAAUUGCAUUUGGUUCACUUUAACGAUGAUUUCUGAAUGCGUAUGCUGCCAUCACAUCAGUGGUAUCUCAUUAAUCUGACUAAAAGCAACCGAAUCAACACCUUUUGGUUGUAUGAAACAAUGUAGUCUAGACACCACACCAGUAAUAAUUAGAGAAAGUGGAAGUGAUUAAGUGUAAUUUAGUAUGCGUGUCAAUGUCAUGGUGGUGUUGGAUAUCAACAAGUGUCGGACAGUAAACAUGUCUUCACUGUGAAGUAUCGGUGUUCCGUUGUUUGCCUACUAAAUCUCACCAAAGCUAGUAGUUUUAAUUGAAAUUUUAAUACUCUGCUCAUGUAUUUGAGAGAUGCACCUUUAGGAUUAGGAUAUAUCAGUUUGUAGCAAUCUUUAAGAACAAGAUUAUCUAUCCAACUAUCUAUCUCUAGAUAAUGUUUUACAUCUUUUUAUGCUUAAAAUGUGAAUCAAAUGAAAAUUAGGAUCGUUUAUUCACAUUUUCAUCUUUUAUAAUUUUGAAAUAAUCCAUUUUUGAUUAUUUACUCUCUAUUCAGUAGUUUUUAGUACAGUGACUAGGAUCUAAAUCAUAACGUUAUAAACUAACACUAGUGUUUACUUUAAAUAUCAAAUAUCAAAUUCAUAAACUAAUACUAGUGUUUGCUCUCUUUGUUAUUCUUAUUUAUUUUACGGUUAGAUUAUAGGUUGAAAGGAUCGAUUUUAAGGUUCUGCAACAAAUUUUAGUUUCCCCUAAUUUUCAUAUAGUUCACAAGUCCUCAAAGCAAGGAAUUAGAAAUUUCAUGGAAUCUCUCGUCAAGUUUGUGGUUUGUUUCCCUUUUGUUGUUUUUUCGUUUUGAUCCUUUUUCCUUUCUUUCUUUCUUGUGCUAUGUUUUCAAUGCAAUAUGCUCUGUUUUCUUGUGUUUUGUAUCAGUUAAAUAUGAUUCUUUAAUUGGAAGGUUUAAUAGAAAGUCUAAAUAUACCAAUAUUGCUAUGUUGAGAAAAUUGGUGUGGGAUUUGCAUCUGAAUUUGAACAAACAGUGGGUUACCACCUUACAAAAUCAGUUUCUAAAUGUAGUGUAGCAGUUUGAUGGAGUAUAAAUGAAUUAAAGGAUCCCCAAUUCUUGGUGUCUCUCUUUGUUACGUGGGUUUCUAGUAUAAUUGUAUUGUAUGUCUCUUUUUAUCUAGCCGAUUAGCAAUUUAGCAAGACUUUUUAUUGAAUAUGUUGGCAAGAAUCUCAAUGGUGUUGAAUAGGUGUCAAGUUGUGAGGUAAUAUGCAAUUGAAUUUCUUUUUGUAUUGAAAAAUAGAGCAUCAUUCUUGGAGUCAAAGUUUAUGUUGAAUUUCUUGCUGCUUUAUGUUAUUAGUAAUUGAUUUGUGCAUUUUCUAAGAGCAACUGAAUAGUUAAACAUAAGAAAAUAUAUGCAUUUUUCAAUAGAGCAUCAUUCUUGGAGUCAAAGUUUAUGUUGAAUUUCUUGCUGCUUUAUGUUAUUAGUAAUUGAUUUGUGCAUUUUCUAAGAGCAACUGAAUAGUUAAACAUAAGAAAAUAUAUGCAUUUUUCAAAUGGAAAGCUUCCGACCAAGAUGAUUAUAUACGAGUUUUAUGAAUUUCAGUUAUAAUUUUGUAAUCAGUACUUCCUGCUCCUUCCAAUAUUUUGAGCAAGAUCCACCACUGUUCUCUGGCUUCUAAAUUUAAACAAGCACUAUAUCUCGACCACUCACUCAAAUAGCCCGAGUUGCUCGUUGCCGCCGGUGAUCACAUCUCUCACGGCUAAGACCACCGCUCUAUAUCUCGACCACUCACUCACUCAACCUUCAUUUUCGUUUUCUUCUUCCAAUCAAAUAGAUAGAAGAAGAAAGGUUGAAUUUUGGGGGAAAAUGGUGGUUAGAAUUCGACUUUCAUGUUUAGGGUGCAAAAACAAGCCAUUCUACCGUGUUAUGGCUUCUGAUAGCAGAUCUCCAAGAGAUGGAAAGCACCUCGAAGUUCUUGGUUACUAUAAUCCCUUACCUGGUCAAGAUGGUGGCAAAAGAAUGGGUAUCAACUUUGAUAGAGUCAAGUAUUGGCUUUCUGUUGGAGCUCAACCUUCAAAUCCCGUUGAGCGUCUUCUGUUUCGAGCAGGGUUACUUCCUCCACCGCCGACUGUUGCCAUGGCGCGCAAAGGAGGACCCCGUGACAUGAGUCCUGUUGAUGCUUUAACCGGGCGCAUCAUCGGUCAACAGAAGCCUCCUAACUCCAACAACAGUGGCACUGCCGUAACCGAAAACCCUUGAAAUCUUGUGUUUUUCAUUGGUGUCUUUAAGAGAAGAAGAAUAAGCUGGAAUUUGAAGCCAUUGAUUUCAAUUGGUAGAUUAUCUUGUUGUUCAUUUAUAUUUUGUUUUCGUGAACCUGUAGCGAAUGUAGUUAGUUUGAUUUUAAAUUUCCUGUACUGUACUCCUGGUUGGUUAUUUGUUGAUGAAGAUGCAGGAUUUUGAAAUAUAAUCCGUUUAUACUGUUUCUGCUGUGAA
Messenger RNA from Medicago truncatula (barrel medic), 2973 nucleotides. Its product is annotated as 30S ribosomal protein S16-2, chloroplastic/mitochondrial. Gene Ontology annotation, biological process: mitochondrial translation. Gene Ontology annotation, cellular component: small ribosomal subunit; ribosome. The record is from RefSeq and is a predicted model, not a curated record. Gene Ontology annotation, molecular function: structural constituent of ribosome. The coding region runs from base 2347 to 2739 and encodes 130 amino acids. The transcript is spliced from 3 exons. Lineage: Eukaryota; Viridiplantae; Streptophyta; Magnoliopsida; Fabales; Fabaceae.